AUGCCUUUCCAAAGCGAUUCAGAGAAUUGUUUAACGAAUCCAGAACACGAACACGAGGUAUCGAGAUAUCAGAACACUUAUCGUCUGGAAGCUCAUAAUCCGUUCAAAGUAGAUCCAGUGGAUAAGAUUGUGCAGAUGUUGAUGACCACUAAACUCGAAGACGUCUCUUACGACGCCGUUGAAUGUCCAAAAGUUUGCGAAUCAAUAGCCACCGAUAUUAAAGAGAAGAUCAAAAAAUUGAACUUCGAUAGGUACAAAAUUAUAGUCAACGUCGCCAUCAUAGAGAAAGCGGGUCAAAGCAUACGAACAUCUAUGGGAUUUCUAUGGGAUGCCGAGAAAGAUAAUUAUUCCACAUUUACAUACGAGGCUCGGACAUUUCACGCAUACUGUUGUGUACUCGGACUUUAUUACGAAUAA
Molecule: messenger RNA, 417 nt
Organism: Megachile rotundata (alfalfa leafcutting bee)
Lineage: Eukaryota; Metazoa; Arthropoda; Insecta; Hymenoptera; Megachilidae
Product: dynein light chain Tctex-type 5
Biological process (GO): microtubule-based movement
Cellular component (GO): cytoplasm; cytoplasmic dynein complex
Molecular function (GO): dynein intermediate chain binding
Source: RefSeq, a predicted model, not a curated record